AUGUUUAGAAGUAUAUUGGGAAAAAACUUGAUUCAAAGCGUUUCAGCAUUAAAUUCAUCUCAACAAGUUGUUAGAACUUCUUUUGUUCGUUUCAAUUCAAACAAUGCUAACCUCGACCAAUUAAAAAGCAUAUUCGGCGACUCAAAAUCAACCACUACACAAGCAUCGGAAUCUACCAAUAAACAAUCUUUAAACAUUGAUGAUUUAUUGAAUAGUUCAAUUCCAGAAGCAAAAUUGCCAUCCACAACUUUCCCAACCACAUUUUCAUUACAUGAUAAAUUUGGAUUUGAGCAAAAUAGACAACCAACCCCUCGUGAAGUGGCUAAGAACAUUCGUGAAUUUGGAACUAAUGCUGGUAGAACAGUUGACGUUAACUACAACAACAUAUCUAGAUCAUUUAACCAAAUGAGAAGAGUGGUUAACGAAAAUAAAAUAAGGUAUUUACAAAGAAUUCAAAGUAGAUAUAUUCGUCCAGCCAAAUAUAGAAAACAAUUGAAAAGAGAAUGGUGGAGAAGAAAGUUUGCUGCUGGAUUCAAGGAUUUAUUACAUCAAGUCAAUGAUGCAAGAAGAAGAGGUUAUUAG
Messenger RNA from Candida tropicalis MYA-3404, 582 nucleotides. Its product is annotated as mitochondrial 37S ribosomal protein bS21m. Gene Ontology annotation, molecular function: structural constituent of ribosome. The transcript has a single exon. Bases 1 to 582 code for a protein of 193 amino acids. The record is from RefSeq and is a predicted model, not a curated record. NCBI's taxonomy places the organism in Eukaryota, Fungi, Ascomycota, Pichiomycetes, Serinales, Debaryomycetaceae. Gene Ontology annotation, biological process: mitochondrial translational initiation; translation. Gene Ontology annotation, cellular component: ribosome; mitochondrial small ribosomal subunit.